Messenger RNA from Parnassius apollo (apollo), 213 nucleotides. NCBI's taxonomy places the organism in Eukaryota, Metazoa, Arthropoda, Insecta, Lepidoptera, Papilionidae. The record is from the annotation of a GenBank genome assembly.
AUGUCGAAGUACAAGAAAGUUUUGCGACAAAGACGUGCAAAUGCAGCUAAGAAGUGCGAAAUUCGUUUACGAAAGGGCUCAACAGAAGACUUGACAGAAGAUGAAAACUUUGAAGUAAUCAAUGAAGACAUUCAAGAAUUCAGCUUUGGUAUGUCUAUACGUGAUAAAAUUAACAAUGAUCAAAAACCCGUUUGUGAAACAUCAACUAAAUAA